GUUGUGGUUGUGGGUGCCAGCUCUUCCAUGGGAGCCCCGUGUGAAUCCGGCAAGCGCAGGUAUUGAAACUGAAAAUAUUCUUCCCCCACUUCUUCAAGCCUUUUGAAAAGUGACUAAAUGCAACUGGGUCAGGCUGUUUGUGGGUAUGAAGUGGCUGGGAGAAUCCAAGAACAUGGUGGUGAAUGGCAGGAGAAGUGGAGGCAAGCUGUCUAAUGAACAUCCGCAGAAUCAGUCCAAAUUGCAGCACACUGGAAAGGAGAAUCCAAAGACUGGCAAAAAUGUAGUUGAGAGGAGAUCAAGCAGAUGUAGUGGUGCUUCAGGAUUUGAGGGCCAGAGUCGUUACGUGCCUUCCUCUGGAAUGUCUGCCAAGGAACUGUGUGAAAACGAUGACCUAGCAACUAGUUUGGUUCUUGAUCCUUAUUUAGGUUUUCAGACCCACAAAAUGAAUACUAGGUUUCGACCCAUAAAAGGAAGGCAGGAGGAAUUGAAAGAAGUGAUUGAACGUUUUAAGAAAGAUGAGCACUUAGAAAAAGCCUUCAAGUCCUUGACGUCAGGUGACUGGGCCCGGCACUAUUUUCUUAACAAGAACAAAAUGCAGGAAAGGUUGUUCAAAGAACAUGUAUUUAUUUAUUUACGAAUGUUUGCAACUGACAGUGGAUUUGAGAUUUUACCUUGCAAUCGAUAUUCUUCAGAGCAAAAUGGAGCCAAGAUUGUUGCAACAAAAGAGUGGAAGCGAAAUGACAAGAUAGAAUUAUUAGUGGGCUGUAUUGCUGAACUGUCAGAAAUGGAAGAGAACAUGUUGCUCCGACAUGGAGAGAAUGACUUCAGCGUCAUGUAUUCUACACGGAAAAACUGUGCUCAGCUAUGGCUUGGUCCUGCUGCAUUUAUCAACCAUGAUUGCAGACCUAACUGUAAGUUUGUAUCAACUGGCCGUGAUACAGCAUGUGUGAAAGCUCUAAGAGAUAUUGAACCUGGAGAAGAAAUCUCUUGUUACUACGGGGAUGGCUUCUUUGGAGAGAAUAAUGAAUACUGCGAAUGUUACACGUGUGAAAGACGUGGAACCGGUGCUUUUAAAUCAAGAGUGGGCCUGCCAGCACCUACUCCUGUGAUCAAUAGCAAAUAUGGACUGAGAGAAACGGAUAAACGUUUAAACAGGCUUAAAAAGUUGGGUGACAGCAGCAAAAACUCAGACAGCCAAUCUGUCGGCUCUAACACUGAUGCAGAUACCACUCAGGAAAAAGCUAAUGCAACUAACCGAAAAUCUUCAAUUGGUGUAAAAAAGAACAGCAAGAGUAGAGCAUUAACAAGACAGUCGAUGUCCAGAAUUCCAGCUUCAUCAAAUUCUACCUCAUCUAAACUAACUCAUAUAAAUAAUUCCAGGGUACCAAAGAGACUGAAAAAGCCUGCAAAGCCUUUACUUUCAAAAAUAAAGUUGAGAAAUCAGUGUAAAAGGCCAGAGCAAAAGAAUGCCUCAAGAAAACUCGAAAUGGGAAACUUAGUUCUCAAAGAGCCUAAAGUAGUUCUAUAUAAAAACUUACCCAUUAGAAAGGAUAAAGAAACUGAGGGACCAGUAAAAGUUGCAGUCUCUAGUGGAUGUUUAACAAGACAUGCAGCAAGAGAAUACAAACUAAAUUCUGUGAAAGGUGCUCAUGAGCAUGGUGAAAUAUCACCUUGCACAUAUAUAACCAGGAGGUCAAUGAGAACAAGGAUGAAUUUGAAGGAGACCUCUGACCUACAGCUUGAACCAAAUAUGUUGGAUGGGUAUAAAAAUAACUUGACUGGGACACGAUCAGAUAGUUUAGAGCAGCAGUCUCAUGUGAUUCAUGAAAAUGACCUGGCUCAUGGAAUAUCACAUAAAGGGGAGGGGAGGUGCCAGAAGACUGAUGUGGGAAUGUCCAAAAAGAAAUCGCGACAAGGAAAACUUAUGAAAUCCUCUACAAAAAUGGAAGAAACUGAUCUUACAUACAAUGUACCUGGCAAAGAUGAAGUACCAGAUUUGAUCAGUUCUCAUCCAGAACCUGGAGAGAGGAGUAAUGUAGUGGACACGCCUGUUGGCUAUAAAGACUGUAUUUCUGGGUCUGGUGGGUGCUCUGUUACAUCUGACAAUUUUAAAGCAAAGGAUGGCUUUAGAACUGCAAAAAGUAAAAAGAAAAGACGAAUCACUAGGUAUGAUGCACAAUUAAUCCUUGAAAAUAGCUCUGGGAUUCCCAAACUGACUCUUCGUAGGCGCCAUGAUAGCAGCAGCAAGGCAAAUGACCAAGAAAACGAUGGAAUGAAUUCUUCAAAGAUAAGCAUCAAAUUAAGUAAAGACCAUGAAAAAGAUAAUAAUUUAUAUGUAGCAAAGUUAAAUAAUGGAUUUAACUCAGGAUCAGGCAAUAGUUCAACAAAAUUAAAGAUACAGCUAAAACGAGAGGAUGAGAACCGAGGGGCAUACUCUGAGGACCUUCAUGAAAAUGGCAUGUGUUGUAGUGAUACACUCUCUCUCUUGGGGUCAAGAAUGGAAGUGGAUGAUUAUGGUCAAUACGAGGAGGAAACAGCAGAUGAAUCCUCCUCAGAAGAGGAUGAUGAAGAUGAGGAUGACUAUGAUGAUGAAUUUGAAGAUGAUUUUAUUCCUCUUCCUCCAGCUAAGCGUUUAAGGCUCAUAGUUGGCAAGGAUUCAAUAGACAUUGACAUUUCUUCCAGAAGGAGAGAAGAUCAGUCAUUGAGGCUAAAUGCAUAAGCUUACAGGUCUUAAACUGACCAGGAUGUCCAUUUUUAAACAAAAAAAAUAAUUCCAUUCAAUUAUUCCUCAACUGAAGAACUUUCUGAAAAUUUUAGUGGCAGCACUUCUUUAUUGUUUAGUCACUUAUCAACAUAAUAUUGUAGAAAGUGUACAGCAUACUGACUCUUCUUAAGUCUGAUUUGUGCAGAUUUUUAUUGUACUUUUUAAUAGCCUUCUUAUGUGCAAUUCUGAGUUAGAGUAAGAGGUAAUGCUCUGUUGUAAAAUAAAGGCUCAAGCAAAAUUUAAAAAGUGACAUCAAAACUUUCCAUGCAGGACAAUGAGAACAGAAUAAUGUGGCUACACAAUUAUUUUUAACCUGUUUAAGAGCAUUUGUUUGCUCUUACAAUAUCUGACUAAACAAUAAUUAAAAAAAAAAUCAUAGUAGCAGCAUAUUAAGGUUUUCUAGUAUAUGUUAAUAUCACCAGCAAUGAUCUACAGCUAUUCAAUUUAUUUGCUAGAUGUUUUUUCCCCUCUUGGAGUUUGUCAGUUUUAACACUGUAUGCUGUCCCAGACGUACUGUUUGUGGCCUUUGUUAUAGUAGCAAACCGUUGGUUGGAAGUCAAAUUGAUUUCUUUUAAAAAAAAACAAAACAAAAACAAAAAAACAAAAAAAAACAAAAAAAUUAAAAGGUGUUGACAGUUUGCUGACUUUCUAGUACAUUAUAUGUACCAGGGUAGCAGUAUGCAGAAUACAAGUUUGGAUAUGGUGUAUUUAUUGCUUGUUAUGUAAAUUAAACACCUUGUAUUUAACACUUUUCAAUACUUUUAGAUAAAAUUGUUCUUUGCAAGAAUGAUUGGUGCUUAUUUUUUCAAGAAUUUGCUGUGAAACAAUGUGAUUACAACAGGCAACAUUUAUCCAAUGAACUGCAGCUAUCCUGAAUUGGUUCUACAUAGUUUUCUGUUGCACUUGUAAAAUGCUACAAGGAAUUUAAAGAAAUCUAUUCACUUUAACUUAUGAUAGUUUUAUGAAAUUAAAAAAAAAUCUAAGUCACAGCUUUUGUUCUGUGGUAACCUAUAAAAAUGUUUGUCUUUUGAGAUCCAGUGUAAAGGACUGAAAAAAUAUGUAUAUGUUGUAAAUA
This is a messenger RNA of Gavialis gangeticus (Gharial), 3839 nucleotides long. RefSeq names its product lysine methyltransferase 5B (gene KMT5B). Gene Ontology annotation, molecular function: protein binding; histone H4K20 methyltransferase activity. The transcript is spliced from 10 exons. NCBI's taxonomy places the organism in Eukaryota, Metazoa, Chordata, Crocodylia, Gavialidae. Bases 146 to 2719 code for a protein of 857 amino acids. The record is from RefSeq and is a predicted model, not a curated record. Gene Ontology annotation, cellular component: nucleus.